This is a messenger RNA of Diorhabda carinulata, 1498 nucleotides long. Its product is annotated as BRISC and BRCA1-A complex member 1-like. Gene Ontology annotation, biological process: positive regulation of DNA repair; double-strand break repair; mitotic G2 DNA damage checkpoint signaling. The coding region runs from base 56 to 946 and encodes 296 amino acids. NCBI's taxonomy places the organism in Eukaryota, Metazoa, Arthropoda, Insecta, Coleoptera, Chrysomelidae. Gene Ontology annotation, cellular component: nuclear body; BRISC complex; BRCA1-A complex. The record is from RefSeq and is a predicted model, not a curated record. The transcript has 2 exons.
CUUUAUUGUCAAUUUUUGACAGUUGUCUUAAAUAUAAUUGGAUAUAAGAUUUAAUAUGUCGGAAUUUGAACGAAUUAUUCCUAUAAAAAUAGAAAAAGGUGAAAGUAGUUCUCAUGAAGUCUCAAGUACUAGUGAAACUAAUAAAGAUUGCCAAAAGAAAGACACUCUUCAGUCCGCUUCUCAGCAAACGAAGCCACAUGUUCAGAUAAAACCACUUAAUGAAUCCAAAAGUUACGAGUAUUUAAAAAAAUAUUAUGUCUUCGAAGAACGUGGUAAAGAUCCAAUUGUGAACAUAAAUGUUCCUGAGAAGAUAAUCCUUGUAAUAGAUCGAGCUCAAGAUGAACAUUGUAGUAACUUUAUAGCAAAAAAUAUCAAAUACACACCUAUGACUAUGUUAAGGAAAUCCUUACAUCUUUUUGUCAAGUUAAAAAGUAUGAUUAAUAAAAAUCACGAAUUUGCUAUAGUACUUUUAAACGAGAAUAACGCUUCUUGGUAUAUGAACUUCACCUCUGACGUACGAAGAAUAGAUAAUGCUAUAGGAACAAUUACACAGUGUGAAGUCGAAGAUACCUUUGAUAUAAGUCUAAUUUUUGAAGAAAUAAUACCAAAUAUAAAAGUACCAGAAGAAACUGUUGCUCCUCCAUAUAUAAUUCGAACUGUGCUAUUUUAUGGGCGCUCCUAUACAGUACCAGAAUUAAAAUUUAGUGAAGACAUUCAGGCGUUGUUAGAUCGUCCAUUUUUUAUUUUUGAUGUGUUAAUGACUCACGAACCUAUUGAUAAGAGUAAUCAUUGCAGUAAAAUAUUUGAACGUUUACAAAAUAUCGAUAAAAAAGGAAUUUCAUAUUUUUUUCCAGUUGGUAGGAAUACUCGAAGAUUACAUAAUUCUAUUGCAAAACUUUUGGGUCACGGAUUACAAAGGCCUUUGCAAAAAUUACAAAAAAUUUGAAUGCAUCAUAUAAGUGUUAUUCAAAACAGUUUUUGUUUUAAUUGUUUGACUAUAAUUUCCUUACAACUUAUAUUUAUUAUCUAUAUGUAUAUACUAUAGGAGAAACCUCAGUGAGAUCUAAAACAUUCUAUAGGUUUGUUCCAACCCAUUAAAAGACCAUUUUGAUAUGGUGACUAUAGAGAUUACAUGUUUCAACUAGGCAGUUACCGUUAUACAAACAGUUCUGUUUUGUGUUCCAACUGACUUAUUUAUCAUUUGUGAACCGUUUCUGGGACAGUCUUUUAGAUACUUGGUUGAAUAUAUGGCACUAUUGAAAUAGGAGGGAUGUAUUAUGGGGCGAAAAUCAAAUGUGAGGAAAAAUAUUUGGAAUAGGGUGAUGUUAAAAAUAAAUUAAGAUACAUUUUUUAUAGGUACUUUAUUUAAAUAUAUUUCCUUUGUAAGAAUUUAAUAUUUUUAAAAUUAUAAUCUACAGAAUAAAAACAUUGAAAUAUUUGUACUUUCACUUACAACAAAAGAAUGUAAAUAAAUUGUGUAAUAAAUAUGUAUGAUCAA